AUGGCAGUGGCGUGGGCGUGCGAGAUUGCAGACUUUUACGCCCUCUCGCGCAUCCCGCUGCCGCUCUAUGGCAUCCCCGCCGCGCUCGGCCCUGCGCUUGUCCUCCUCGCGUGCCGGCCGCUGGACCACAUUGGCGUGCGGCUCGCCGGCGCAUUCUGCUGCGCCAGCUACCUGUACUACGUGCGGCCGCACCACACGCAUAUGACCUUCAUCAUCGAUAUCCUCGACUGCAUCGAGAGCGACUGGCCCGCCGCCGCCGCGUCGGGCUGGGCGCCGCUCGAGACGGUGCUGCUCUCGCUGCAGCUCUUCGGCAUCUUCUUCGCCUCGCUCGGCUCGGCGAUCGGCUUCUUCGCCGCGUCUCUCUCCCGCGCGACCCGCGACGCGCUGCGCCGGCAGUGGGUGGUGUUGCGCACGAGCUACGCCCUCGGCGCCGCCUCGUGGGGCACGCAGCGGGCCACGACAUGCGCCGCCUCGUGGGGCACGCAGUAUCUCGUGCUUCUCGCCGUCGGGCGGCCAGUCUCGCCCUACCUCGCCCUCUCGUGCUACUGCGACGGCUUCGGGACGCUGCUCUUCACGCUCUUCUUCACCGAGCGCGUGCGCGGACGCAUACACCGCUCGCUUGGGCUCGGGUGGAACGGGAAGCCCGAGACGUGCCGCUCCCUCGCCGCCGUCGCCUCUCUGAUCGGGAGCGGCGCCGCGACGUCGGUGAUCGAGCGCCGGUGCCGCGACGCGAUCUCCUCCUUCCGCGGCGUGCCGUGGACGAGCCUCACGGCCGGCGAUUUGGCGGCGGAGUGGGACGGUGAGCUCGAGGCGCGACGGCAGGAGGACCACACGGUGCCGGCGGCGCUGGGCGAGGUGGACGCAUUCCUCUCGCACUCCUGGUCCGACGACGGGCGAGAAAAGUACGAGGCGCUGUGCGGCUGGGCCGACGCGUUCGAGGCGGCGUACGGGCGGCCGCCGCUGCUGUGGCUGGACCGCUGCUGCAUUCGGCAGGAUGACGACAUCGCAGCAAGCCUCCUCGGGCUGCCAAUCUUCCUCUCCGGAUGCCGCUCGCUGCUCGUCCUCUACGGCCCGUCCUACUGCGGCCGGCUGUGUGUGAUGGAGGUCUUCUGCUUCCUCGCGAUGGGUGGCAAGCCUGACGACAUCCAC
Molecule: messenger RNA, 1149 nt
Organism: Emiliania huxleyi CCMP1516
Lineage: Eukaryota; Haptophyta; Isochrysidales; Noelaerhabdaceae
Exons: 6
Source: RefSeq, a predicted model, not a curated record